This is a messenger RNA of Hyalella azteca, 522 nucleotides long. RefSeq names its product putative carbonic anhydrase 5. The record is from RefSeq and is a predicted model, not a curated record. NCBI's taxonomy places the organism in Eukaryota, Metazoa, Arthropoda, Malacostraca, Amphipoda, Hyalellidae. The transcript has 5 exons. Gene Ontology annotation, cellular component: plasma membrane. Bases 1 to 522 code for a protein of 173 amino acids. Gene Ontology annotation, molecular function: zinc ion binding; carbonate dehydratase activity.
AUGACUGCUGUCAACGACUUCUACACUCUUUCAGUGAAAGCUGAGUACAAGUCAAGGCCUCUUGUAUUUGGAGGAGGGCUCUCAGGCUACUACGAAUUCACGAAGUUAGAAUUCCAUUGGGGAUCGGACGAGACCCAGGGAUCAGAACACACCAUUGAAAGUGUGCAGUAUCCUCUUGAGCUCCACAUGGUGCACUCUCAAGUUGGCCUGACGUCGGAAGAAGCCCUGAGCCAACCCCAGGGUCUCGCGGUGCUGGCAAUCUUGUUCGAGCUUUCGACGACCGACAAUCCCGUCCUGGACCACAUACUGAGAGCCAUUGAUAACAUCAACACCGCACCUGAUCACAUGGCGCAGGUCUUUCACCCGUACGCGUUGGCUUCUCUGCUACCUGACGACGUUCGCCGCUACUACCGCUACGACGGCAGCCUCACCACGGGCGUUUUCAACGAGGCCGUCGUCUGGACCGUCUUCGCGCAGCCCCUCCACGUCUCCAGGGCUCAGGUGUACCGUUCGUGGCUUUAG